AUGGCCAGAAAUAACAAACGCUCGAAAAGGUCCAAGCAUUAUAUUGAUCCAUUGCAGUUAAAGCCUUUCGUCAGUGCGGCCGAACAGGACGCGUUCUACACGAUCAUAGCCGACACGGGCGGAAACUGGGACAUCAUAGUCACCGUGCUCUGUUCCUACUUCGAGAUCCCGCCGCUGACAAAGCGACGGGGACUCAAGCAGAUCCACGAGAACUUUGAAACGCUGUAUGGCCGCCUUGAUGCUGUGUACAAGGUAUACGAGGAGGAAGGGAAGGAGAUGGUGCUGGGUGGCAUUAUUGGAAUCUUCGCGAAGAUGUGCUCCGACGCUCUCCUUCGUGACAAGCUGUUUGAGAAAGGUACUCUUCUCUUGAGGAUGAUGUCUCUCCUCGAUUCCGACGUAUGCCGGCACGUCGUCCUGCUGUCGCUGGCCAGCAUGACCCAUCUCUCAGGUCAUCAUACACACAUCCAGAUCGCUUGCUAUGCCCGGAGGCUCGUUGAUCUCGUUAAGACACGCCCAGAUGACGCGAAGACACAAGAGCUAUGCAUAGUCGUCUUGGGGCACGUGGUAUCAACCGUGACUUUGGAUGGAGACAACGCGGUUGAAAUCCUCGAGGAUAUCGAUAUCACGGAGACAAUCCGAGUACUGCUCGAAGCCGCCCGAAAGCCAAAAAGUUCCGCCUAUCUCAUCAGCCAUGCGUUGCUUCUCAUCCAAAACGCAACGUGGAACUGCCGUGUUUGUCAGGAAUACGAGAAGAAUCCAUCCGCGAGAAGGUUUAUCACCGCAUUCUUGCGGAGUGACGAUAUUAGCGCCCGAGCUGGAGCCCUCGGCUCACUCAUACGUUUGCACGCUCAUGCAGGUGAAGAUGACGCGCCCAAACAUAACUCUGAGGUUUUCGAAGCCGCGAUGUCCUCCCGCGCCUGGCCUCCUCACAUCAACGAUGCCUUCAUGAGGUAUGGUCCAACGAAGUGUGAAACCUUUAUCAUGUUCAAUGCCAUGAACGAGAAUCAAGCUCUCCUGUACGAGACCCUCUGCGACUCCCCGGAUUUCUACGCAAUCGGUAAAAAGCUGGUUAACGUCAUAUUAGCUACUGAUCUCGACUCGGAUGCGGAACUGGAGGAUGACGGGACGUGGUCGCCACCGUUCAAAAUGUGGUCGGACGUUCUGCUCAUCGCCGCAAAAGCCAUCCGAGAGAAGGGGAAACGAAACGAAGCGUACUUGGCGGAUAUUCUCGAAGUCCAGUACUCCUUCCUACGCCAGGAUGUCCUUAAGUUCUUCUCCCGAGCUCGAGACGCCAUUUCGCGGCAUCCAGACGUCGCCUUCUUUUACUACAUUGCCAGCUUCGCCGCUGAGCGGGAAAUCGGCUUGCGCUACGCGAAGAAGGGCCUGCGAUGCACGAAGUCGCUAACUCGAUCGGUCAAGCUUGGUCUACUAGAACGUAGCAUCCGGCUCGCCGGUAACAUGGCCCUGUCAGUGCUGAGUCUGUCACAUACGCACACGGACAGAUGGAAGGAAGGGAUCGCCUAUCUCGCGAGCGCGUCGGAGGAUGCCAAGACGUUUUUGACCGACUCGCCCCCCGAUGCCACGAAUUUUGGGACUGUUGUGGAUUGGUAUAUCCUCCUGACGCUUGCGCUUAUGGGGAAGGAGGCGAGGUCAGAUUUGAAAGACUUUGAUAUUAUGGAAUAUCAGCUCACGCACACCCAGGACAUACUCGAAAGGCUCCGACUCAACGAGGAUGUGAUGCGUUAUAUAGGGACGUCGGAACCCAAUUCGAAAUUGCGCCUGACGCGAAUGACGGUCUUCCGAGACUACGUUGCCGCCCAGAAAGAAUGGGGUGACCUUAUACGGCAUUUCGACGCCAUCUCGGAGAAAGGUGCCGGCAUCGAUGAACGGGGGCUCAUAGAUCCACAGGGUGUAACGCACGAGCUCACGUCGUGGCUUGACGAGAAGCUGCAGCUCGAGGACGAAGACCCUGAUUUCGACCCAAGGCAGGUUCCAACGCGUGUGCGGCCUCAGGAGGUUAUGGGCAACUCUGUCACGUUGUACCGAUGCAGCAACUGCGGACACCCGAGUGCCGUGCUUAAGAAGUGUGGGGGCUGCAGUACCGCCAGGUGUAAGUAA
This is a messenger RNA of Punctularia strigosozonata HHB-11173 SS5, 2118 nucleotides long. RefSeq lists its product as uncharacterized. NCBI's taxonomy places the organism in Eukaryota, Fungi, Basidiomycota, Agaricomycetes, Corticiales, Punctulariaceae. The transcript is spliced from 7 exons. The record is from RefSeq and is a predicted model, not a curated record. The coding region runs from base 1 to 2118 and encodes 705 amino acids.